This is a messenger RNA of Theobroma umbraticum, 842 nucleotides long. Its product is annotated as mRNA splicing factor, thioredoxin-like U5 snRNP. Gene Ontology annotation, cellular component: U4/U6 x U5 tri-snRNP complex; U5 snRNP; spliceosomal complex. The record is from RefSeq and is a predicted model, not a curated record. Lineage: Eukaryota; Viridiplantae; Streptophyta; Magnoliopsida; Malvales; Malvaceae. Gene Ontology annotation, biological process: mRNA splicing, via spliceosome.
AUGAGUUACUUAUUACCGACACUGACGAGGAAGACAGAAGUCGACACAAUCAUCCGAGACACCAUCGACAAGGUCCUUGUCCUUCGCUUCGGCCGUGCCGCCGACGCCGUCUGUCUCCAACUCGACAACAUCCUUGCCAAGACCGCGCGUGAGGUUUCCAAAUUCGCAACGGUGGCUUUAGUCGAUAUAGAUUCCGAGGAUGUUCAGGUUUACGUCAAGUACUUCGAUAUCACUUUGAUUCCUUCCACUGUUUUCUUCUUCAAUGCUCAUCAUAUGAAGAUGGAUUCUGGGACUGCGGACCAUACUAAAUGGGUGGGUGCAUUUCAUGAAAAGCAGGACUUCAUAGAUGUUGUAGAGGCAAUAUUUAGGGGAGCCAUGAAAGGCAAGAUGAUUGUUAAUUGCCCCCUACCCCCAGAGCGAAUACCGAAAUAUCAACUGCUAUACAAGGAUAUGUAACCUUUUUGGGUCUUGACAUGGAUCAUUCGAGCAGUUGUUUACCUGAAGUAUUGCACCCUAGUUUGGUGAAUGCCAUUGAUCCCACAUAAGAAUCAUUUCAGUAAUUAUUCAAAUAAGGGAAUCGGAAAGUUAUGCUUCACCCUGAGAGGAAGGUAUCAGUUGAAAGAAAGUCAUUAGGUACCAGCAAUAGCAUGAUUCAAGCAAAGAAGCGAAGUCAACAUUAGAUGUAAUGAAAAGAAGUUAAUUCUCCUGUCUCAAUAGUGCUGUAUUGCUUAGCUGAAGGUCUAUCCAGAAAUGUCAUUGACUUAUAUCUGGUGAAUUCAAACUUUUGUACAGUUACCCUGCUCCAUCAUCUACUGAGAAAUUUCAUCUAUAUAUGUGAAUAG